This is a messenger RNA of Penicillium soppii, 1902 nucleotides long. RefSeq lists its product as uncharacterized. Gene Ontology annotation, biological process: amino acid transmembrane transport. Gene Ontology annotation, molecular function: amino acid transmembrane transporter activity. Lineage: Eukaryota; Fungi; Ascomycota; Eurotiomycetes; Eurotiales; Aspergillaceae. Gene Ontology annotation, cellular component: vacuolar membrane. The record is from RefSeq and is a predicted model, not a curated record. The transcript has 3 exons. Bases 1 to 1902 code for a protein of 633 amino acids.
AUGGCGGAAAGUAUCACUGUCAGCAACGAGGGUCCCGUUGAGGCUCGCGUGACUGAUGAAACCAACGUGGACAAGCAAGUACAUGAUAUCUCUAUUUCAAACAUUCCGCCUCCUGUUGUCAAAGGAAGUGACUCAAUCUACCUGGAUUCUAGCAUUACCUUCGAAAACUAUGUUUAUUGGGCCAAGCGAUCCCGUGAGGUUGAGAAGACCAUCUCAACUGCUGAUGCAGGAUUUGCGCAUUUGAGUAACAUGAUACGGGGAAGAAAGACUUCGGAAAUUUCGGCGUUAACUCGGGUACAGACUCGAGAACAGAAAGCUACUAUCACAGCCGAGUCGAAUGAGAAGAGUCCAGCUACUCCCGCCCAAGAGGGAAAUAACAACAGUACCCGAGAUGGUUGGGGAAUUGCCGAAACGGAAUGGGAACAGGCACAGCGAGCCUUGCGAACUGCCACCUGGGGCUCGAUCUUUUUCCUCAUUACAGCGGAUAUUCUUGGACCGAGCAACGUCCCAUGGGCAAUCAGCAAGAUGGGCUAUGGGCCAGGCUUUGCUUUGUUUACCGUGUUCGGAGGAUUGAGUUGUUACUCGGGGCUACAAAUGUGGAAGGUCUAUAUGUGUAUGGACUCUACCCGAUUUCCUUUGCGCAACUACGGCGAUGCGGCUUUUCGUGUCUACGGAGCCUGGGCACGUAUUCUUGUGAACCUUUUGCAGGUGUUCCAGCUUCUCCUCAAUGUCGUUCAAAUUAUUGUCAACAACGGACAGGGGCUGGCACAGAUGGCUGUCGGCAAAGAUGGCAAAGGAUAUAUCUGUUUCAUGGGGGCUGAAGCAGUCCUCAUGGGCAUUGGAUUGGUGGCCGCGCAGAUCCGCACUCUCCAGCGUCUUGCUUUUGUGACCGCCGUUGGAAUCGUCUCCAAUUUUAUCAUUGUUGUCAUGACCAUGAUUGUGGUUCAUCAGUACCCACCCAACUAUUCAGCCUCGUUGACUAGCUAUGGGACUGUAGAGGGCCCGGUGGUGACAAGUGCGAACUGGCCUGUGGACGCAAAUCUUCAAGACAAGGUCAAUGGCAUGAUGAACUGCAUUUUUGCGUUUGGUGGUGCCACCAUCUUCUACGAGCUCAUGGCCGAGAUGAGACGGCCAUAUGACUUCUGGAAGGGUUUUAUCAUUUCCGAGAUUUUUAUUUAUUCUUGCUACCUUAUCACUGGCAUGGUUGUUUACAGUGCCCAGGGCCAAUUCACUUUUAACCCUGCCUACCAAGGCAAGUCUCUAGGCAAUUUACUCCGCAAGAAAUUCUCUAAGUUACUGACAUAUUUGUUACAGACUAUGGGCAAUGCCAUCAAUUUGAUUGCCGCUGUCGUUUCUGGGCUACUUUAUGGCAACAUCGGCCUCAAAGUUUUCUAUUCUGCAGAGCUACAUGAUGUCUUUCACCUGCCACCCCUACACCAUCGAAGUGGCAAGUUGGUGUGGGCCAUAAUCGUUCCUAUAUGGUGGGACAUUGCCUGGUUACUUGCCGCUGCGGUCCCGCAGAUUAGCUAUCUGGGCUCCUUCGUCGGUGCAGCUUGCAUCAUGCCAUUCACCUAUACGUUUCCGCCACUGUUAUUGCUCGGAUACAAUGCCCAGAACGACGCAAUGCUUCCAGGGGAAGACUUCAAUCCGCAAACCGGUCAGGUACAGCGCCUAGACCAUGGCUUUAAACGUUUGAUCAGAGGUUUCAAGAGACAAUUUGCAUGGAACUCCUUCUAUGUGAUUUACGCACUUGCUUCCAUAGCCUCUGCCGGUUUGGGAAUUUGGGCUUCGAUUACUGCUAUGCAUAAGCAUUUCGCGGAGGGUCAGUGUCACUGGCUUCACUUGUGUGAACCCAGCUGGUUAGAUCAACAUAGGGCCGUGGCGCUAGGAUCUUUUUCAUGA